Molecule: messenger RNA, 1227 nt
Organism: Naegleria fowleri
Lineage: Eukaryota; Heterolobosea; Eutetramitea; Acrasida; Naegleriidae
Exons: 1
Coding region: 1-1227 (408 amino acids)
Source: RefSeq, a predicted model, not a curated record
AUGUUUCUUGCAAAAGCCGUGUGUCGUCGUCGGAAUUCAUCACCAUCGUUGUUAUCCUUUGUACCAACAACAAGCCUUCGGAGAGUUUUUAAAAUUCUUUCCCAAGAACAACACAUCAACCAUACGACUAAUAAUUUUCAUGAAUGGGCUCUUUUGAAUAAUACAACAACCACCAGAAAUUUCCAUUCCUUUUCUCUUCAACUUUACGCAAAGAAAAAGGCUGAAAAAACGAACAAAACAACGGCUCAGCCAUCAUCGUCCAAUCUUCAUCAAGAAUCCAACUCAUCCCCAGAACAGACAAAAACAACAACAACCAUCACGGCGGAACAAAAUGCCAAAGUAGCACCUUCCCCAGUGAAAGAACCCAAAAAACAGUUAACCUCAACAGAGCUCCGAUUACUUAAACAGCAAGAAACCGUUGCUUUGCGAAAGGAACGAUUGAGUGAUGUGGUGAACAAACUUUUUAAGCCCAACCACAGCCCUCAACAAAAUAAAUCGUGUGAGGAAAAACAAACACAACCAUCGGACUCAACAACACAAACCAAAAAGAAGAGAAAGACUAAAAAAUCAGAAGAAAAAGUAGUUCCCCCAUUCGUACUUCAACCUUACACAAAUCCAGAGAUUGACUCGAUUUUUUCUGCUAUUCUCUCCAUUUCACCAAAGGCAACAAUCAAUUUACUUUCAAAACAGGAACCUGAAGAUGAAUUCAUUACUGUAUUGAAAUCAAAGAGAGCUAAAGAUCAAGGAAAUGAUUUGCCACAACAACAAUCUUCAAUCUCUCAAUUUUCCGAAAAACAAGUGAAUUUCACACAAUAUACCAAAGUGGAAACCUCAGUAUUAGACACCCCACUUGAAAUGACAGAUGAGGAACUUGCAGCAGAAGCAUUCCCAACUUCUAAAAUGCCAAAUAUUAAUGACAACGACGAUAGUGACAUUUUGGAAUACCUGAAAGAAUUGAAGAAUCGAAAUUCACAACACAAAACAAUCAAACAACAAUACGAAAUGGGUGAAAUGACUGCAUCCGAUGAGGCCUGGAAACAAGUUUUGGAGAAACCAGAAUCAAGUCAUUUGGAGGAAGAUUUAAGCGAACCAGUAGUUGCGACAACAACGCCCAACUCCAACACAGGUCCAACACAAUUGAAACAUCACUCUCCACACAAACGCGGGUCUGCAAGAUACGAUCAGGAUGAUGUUGUGCUUCAAUUUUUGAAGGAUCUCAUCAAAUAA